Messenger RNA from Lolium perenne, 1960 nucleotides. Its product is annotated as probable serine/threonine-protein kinase PBL3. Gene Ontology annotation, molecular function: ATP binding; protein kinase activity. The record is from RefSeq and is a predicted model, not a curated record. Gene Ontology annotation, biological process: protein phosphorylation. Lineage: Eukaryota; Viridiplantae; Streptophyta; Magnoliopsida; Poales; Poaceae.
GCACACGCUCCAAACAAAAAAGGAAAACACUGUUCGUCAACGGAAGAAGCACUAGUUCGUCACUCUGCCACCGCAAGACUGCGGCUACCCCACGCGACAGCGACCUAGAGCCCACCGCCCUUUCCGUCUCUCUCCUUGUCACCUCCUCCUUCCUCCCGAUCUCGGAACCGAAGCAGCAAUCCUCCCAAACCACAUCCAAGCUUCUUGACGUACGGCAAGUACGAGCAGCGCAGGUCUCUGUCCGGGUUGACACGACGUGCUAUUUUCUUGGCACGCUACCGUUGUGGUCUAGUGCUGCUUCUCGACGGUUUCCUCUGCCGUGAAUUGGUGGUCGGGUUAGGCCCAGAUCUUGUAACGGUCUCGUGUCCGUGAUGGGCGCCCGGUAGUUUGGCCGGAGAAGAGAGUGAUACAGAGAGCAACGCGAAGCAGCAAGAGGCGAGAGGAGGGAUGGGGAAUUGUAUGGACACGGCGGCGUUGGUGGAUAAAAACACCGCAUAUCCUUCAAAAGGUGAUAGCAAAACAGGUUUAUCGUUGAAUACUUCGACUAACAGAAGUGGUUCUACUCGGACAACUUUUACCCAUUCCUAUACAAAUCAGAGUGAGCUUCCUACUCCUAGGACAGAAGGUGAAAUUCUGUCAUCGCCAUAUCUGAAGGCAUUCUUGUUCAGUGAUUUAAAGAAUGCAACAAAGAACUUCCGGCCAGAUAGUCUUAUUGGGGAAGGAGGAUUUGGAUGUGUCUAUAAAGGCUGGAUUGAUGAACAAACUCUUGCUCCUUCAAAGCCAGGAACUGGCAUGGUUGUGGCUGUCAAGAAGCUAAAACCAGAAGGAUUUCAGGGUCACAAGGAAUGGCUGACUGAGGUUGAUUAUCUUGGCCAGCUUCAUCACCAGAAUCUCGUUAAGCUCAUUGGCUAUUGUUCUGAUGGUGAUAACCGUCUUUUGGUGUAUGAGUUAAUGCCUAAAGGAAGUUUGGAGAAUCAUCUAUUCAGACGUGGUGCAGACCCUUUACCCUGGGGCAUAAGACUCAAAGUUGCUAUUGGGGCUGCCAGGGGCUUAUCGUUUCUUCAUGAUGAUGAAAAUCAAGUUAUAUACCGUGAUUUCAAGGCAUCAAAUAUUCUCCUUGACUCGGAGUUCAAUGCAAAACUAUCGGACUUUGGCUUGGCAAAAGCAGGUCCAACCGGGGAUAGAACCCAUGUUUCUACACAAGUCAUGGGUACUAGAGGUUAUGCAGCUCCAGAAUAUAUUGCAACUGGUCGCCUCUCUGUGAAGGCGGACGUCUAUAGCUUUGGUGUUGUGCUGCUCGAGCUGCUGACAGGAAGGCGAGCCUUGGACAAAUCGAAACCAACAACGGAACAGAGCCUAGUUGACUGGACAAGGUCCUACCUAGGCGACAAGCGCCGCCUGUACCGCAUCAUGGACAUGAAGCUGGGUGGCCAGUACCCGAAGAAAGGCGCCCACGCAAUCGCAGGCCUCGCCCAGCAGUGCGUCUGCAUGGAGGCCAAAAUGCGGCCCCAGAUGUCCGAGGUCCUAGAGAAGCUGGAGGAGCUACAGGACCCUAAGUACAGUGUGACUGCACCGCAGGUUGACACCCGGAGGACCUCAUCGGGUGGUUCAGCCCAGAGGUCACCUAGGCCCAUGAGGGCGCAGCCUUCACCGCGGCGCUCAUCAGCCACAGCUUUCCCUUUUCCGGUGGCAGAGUCCCAUCCUAGUACUGCGCAAGUGCACUAGAUGCAGAAACUAUGAUUGGAGAUUUGGAAGCUUUUUAUUAAGGGAUGUUGCUGUAGCAGUUGAUAUAUUCUUUUGUGUAUGCCUAAUCUUUGUAACAGACCUAGGAUGUAUAUAUGCGGUUGUGUGACCAGCAGUUGUAGUUCCUUCUUCACUGCCCGUGCAUGUGUAACAUGAUGUGAUUACCAUUUUUGAUGUUUCCUUGAAACAAUGGAUGUUGAGUAGAGUUCCGAGUUUA